CUCCAUCACACAAUCCAUCCCUGAUAUCCAGAAAAACUUUGCCGUAUCUUCACACUUCCAUCCAUAUUUCCAUAAUGAGUAUUGCUCAGCUCGAAGCCCUUGCUGCUUACUCUGCUUGUGACGUCUGCGAUGCGUUGCUUAAGUUGCAGGUUCCGGGUGCUGGCUUUCUUGCGGAUAUAGCACCCAUCUCAACCCCAACAAACACGACCCAAACCCGCACCAUCGCCCCCGCAAGCACCAUCCUCUUCGCCCCGUCCCCCAGUCCCUCCUUUCCCAACCGCCCAACCCCCAACCCCGCUGUCCCCACCAACCAAGGCACGCCUCUCCCAGCUGGGACGCCGUACGCGGAUGCCGUCUCGGACGGCACCAUCGUGGUGCUCUCGCAGCCCGCGGACCAGACUUGCGCGGUCGUCGGCGGCAUCAACGCCGUGCGUAUGGCGCGGCGCGGCGUACAGGGCAUUCUUGUUUCAGGCCGCGUGCGCGACUUGGAGGCGCUGCGCGAUGUGCAGGAGGAGGACGGUGUGCCGGUGUGGGCGAGGGGCGGGAGUGCGGUGGGAGCUGGGGCGCAGGCGAAGGCUGUGGUGCUGGAUGCGGAUGUGAGAGUUGGGGAGUGUGUUGUUGGUCCGGGCGACAUCAUUAUGCUUGAUCCGACUGAGAACGCGGCUGUCGUCAUACCGCUUAAGAAGCUGGAUGAAGCGUUGGAGUUGCUGCCGCGGCUGGUGGAGGCGGAUGAGAAGGUUAUGAAGGAUGUGAAGGCGGGAGGGACGGUCGGCGAGGCGUUUGCGAAGUACCGGGGGAAAUGAGCUCAGGAAGACGAUCAGAGAGUGUGGAAACGAUCCCCAUAGUGGACUCCGACCGCGCAUUUAAAGAGGUGGUAGGAAGUUUGAUAGAGCAGAGGAGUCUGUUGGUGUAGAGGUGAAACGAGCACGAAAUGAUGUUUGAGUUAGCGAUGCUGUAUAUGGGAGAAGAUGUUCAAGAGAGUUUAAGUGAGGACGAAGCUCGGAAGUCAAUACGUUUGCUACACGUAAGAGCUUUACGAAGCUAGAAAGCCUCGGUCAAGGACAAACGACCCUCAAAGAGCAUGGAGAAGAACAGUCUUUUCUAGAAGCAGCUCGUGGAAACGCGAAAAGAAGUUACAAAUCAUGUAUAGUGAAAGAGCUUGGAAGAACACCUGCAGCCG
Messenger RNA from Aplosporella prunicola CBS 121167, 1180 nucleotides. RefSeq lists its product as uncharacterized. The transcript has 4 exons. NCBI's taxonomy places the organism in Eukaryota, Fungi, Ascomycota, Dothideomycetes, Botryosphaeriales, Aplosporellaceae. Bases 75 to 803 code for a protein of 242 amino acids. The record is from RefSeq and is a predicted model, not a curated record.